AAAAUGAUGAUGGAAAAUGCACAACGUGAAAUUGAGGAACGUAAAAGAAAACUGGAGAACAUAAGAUUGAACAAAAUAACAAAUGUGCCGGCGUCAGCAGUAGCGGCAGCUGUUGCAGUGAAUGCAAAAAUUUCAGCAACGGUAGCACAAACUCCUGUUGGCAGUAAUGAUAUUAAAAAAAUGACCAUUAGCGAGCCGCUUGGUAAACCGGAACAGCUUAUUUCCGACAUCGAAAGGUCCAAAAAAAUAGCUCAACUGCAAGAACAAAUUCGUGCCAAACUAUCGGGCACAUUGGCUAAUGUUUUACCUCAGCAUCUUCCAGCACCAGACAAGCCGAAGCCGCUUAUUCUAGACGCCGAGGGGCGUACAGUUGAUGGCAGUGGUCGUGCUAUUGUUGUACCUCAACUAACUCCAACAUUGAAGGCAAACAUAAGAGCCAAAAAACGGGAACAUACGAAAAAUCAAUUGGCUGCGGAUCGUGUACACAGCGAGGAGUUGGGAGAAACGCACUUCCACGAUGAUCGUAUCACACUGAAGCCGGCUGUUCGAAGUAAACGUUCAUUGCGCUUUCAUGAACCGGGAAAAUUUCAACAGCUCGCUGAACGGAUGCGCAUGAAGGCUCAACUGGAAAAACUACAGAAUGAAAUAUCGCAGAUUGCGCGUAAAACAGGAAUAAGCUCCGCUACAAAGUUAGCGUUAAUUGCCCCCAAGGCGGAUACACAUACUAAUGAUGUUCCUCAAAUGGAAUGGUGGGAUUCGGUCAUAUUGACGGACGAUUUGAAUAUGUUGGAUACUAAAGGAAGUAUUUCUAUCAGGGAGUCAUCUAUCACAAAUCUUAUUGAGCAUCCUACACAAAUGCGACCACCGAACGAGUCAUCUCGGGCCGUUUAUCUUCCAGUAUUUCUGACUAAAAAGGAAAGACGGAAGCUGCGCCGUCAAAAUCGUCGUGAGGCUUGGAAAGAAGAACAGGAAAAAAUACGCCUUGGCCUGGAAGCACCACCGGAGCCGAAAUUAAGAAUUUCAAAUUUGAUGCGAGUUUUAGGCACAGAAGCUGUUCAAGAUCCUACAAAAAUUGAAGCUCAUGUACGUGAGCAAAUGAUAAAACGGCAAAAGAUACACGAGGAAGCAAAUGCCGCUCGUAAGUUGACAGACGAUCAGCGUCGGGAGAAAAAAAAUCGUAAAAUGAAGGAAGAUACUACGCUGGGAGUACAUGUUUCGGUAUAUCGCAUUCGAGAAUUGCAAGAUCAACAAAGUAAAAAGUUCAAAGUAGAAACAAACGCAAAGCAACUUUUUCUAACUGGCGCUUGUGUACUUUUCCGAGAUUGCUGCGUUGUUGUUGUGGAGGGUGGACCUAAACAACAGAAGAAAUAUCGCAGACUCAUGCUUCACCGAAUUAAAUGGGAAGAGGAUUUAGUUAAAAAUGCAGAUGGUGUUGAAAUACCUAACUCUUGCGUUCUCGUCUGGGAAGGAAUGAACCAACGCAGAAGCUUUGGAGAGUUUAAAUAUAAAUCUUUUCCGUUAGAGAAAAGUGCCAGAGAUUUUUUUCAGAAGCAUCAUGUUGAGCAUUACUGGGAUUUAGCAUACUCCGGAGCAGUUUUGGAAGCUUCUGAGGAUGCUUAA
Messenger RNA from Anopheles nili, 1620 nucleotides. It is a transcript of the gene Prp3, whose product is annotated as U4/U6 small nuclear ribonucleoprotein Prp3. Gene Ontology annotation, biological process: mRNA splicing, via spliceosome. The coding region runs from base 4 to 1620 and encodes 538 amino acids. The transcript has 2 exons. The record is from RefSeq and is a predicted model, not a curated record. Gene Ontology annotation, cellular component: U4/U6 x U5 tri-snRNP complex. Lineage: Eukaryota; Metazoa; Arthropoda; Insecta; Diptera; Culicidae.